Messenger RNA from Fusarium oxysporum Fo47, 1133 nucleotides. RefSeq lists its product as uncharacterized. The coding region runs from base 1 to 1041 and encodes 346 amino acids. The transcript has 2 exons. NCBI's taxonomy places the organism in Eukaryota, Fungi, Ascomycota, Sordariomycetes, Hypocreales, Nectriaceae. The record is from RefSeq and is a predicted model, not a curated record.
AUGUGCCGUGAGACUAUCACCAUUGCCCAGUGCGCCCCAGAGGUGGCACCAGUUCUCGCAUUUUAUUGUGCAAAGCUUCACCUCGUGGCUAAGGAUCGUACCGUUUGUGACGCCGCUCGCGGCAAAUGCAUUUGCUUCUUCGGCUCUUGUGGCACAAUCGACCGUGAGAUUCCCACCAAAGGAAUUAACCUCGGCGAUGUUGUGAAGGUCCGUUGCGCGGAAUGUACUCCCCGUGAGCACCGAGUCGGCAACGGACUUAAGGCUCAGCAGAUCCUGGAGUCUGUUCUUCUUCGCUCUGUCGACGCCCGGAAUGGCUGGGAGGAGCGUUCUAAGCUCAUUUCCGAGCUCUGGCUCAACAAGCCUGCCUGUCCCUACCACGUCGAAACCUCUACUGAGCCCGCUGGUCCCAUCACUGGCGCUAUCAACAUCACCCAGCACGUUCAUUUCGAUGCCGACGCCGGUCGAUCUGGUGUCGGUCUUACCGCUGAGCUCGCUGGACCUACUAAGCCCACCCAUGAGCACGCCUUUGAUCCCACUACCGAGUCCGCUGAGCUCAAGCCCGGCUUCGAGGCUGCCGUUGAAAAGAACUUUAGUGGAUUCUCCAGCUCUGAGCAUGCUGCUCUGAAGGAUGCCUCUUCAUCUCCGGUCGAGCCUAUUUUCACUGACUCUCUUGUUGCUGAGCCCGCUUCGUCUCCCGCUGAUGAGUGGACUACCAACACUGCCCCCACUGGUGAACAACGUGACAACGCCGACAAUCACGGUUUCGACUCUGGAGUCAAGAACAUCCUGGACCCCGACGAAGUGGGCAUUUCCACCAGCCGCUGGGCCCCUGGCAAUUCCCCCUCCAACUCCUCCCAGCCAGCUGAGCUAGCCUUUGAGGUCAGGGACAAUGAAAAGGGACAGGAGCAGGAACAGACUCCUGUUGUCGCUGUUUCCCGACGUGCUGUCAACUUCUCCUAUGAUCCCAACAAUGCUGAGAAGCUUCUCGAGACCGCUGAGAAGUUUGCCAACGUCAAGGCCUUCCUUAUGGCCAAGGCUUAAGCGCCAGGCCGAGUAACAACAAAUGGCUGUGGGAAGGAUGAUGAGUAUUAUGGGUAGUCUUGGUCUUUUGCAGAGGGAUGAUUGGAGAGUCA